Pangasianodon hypophthalmus (striped catfish) is the source of this 6519-nucleotide messenger RNA. RefSeq names its product solute carrier family 8 member 4b (gene slc8a4b). Gene Ontology annotation, cellular component: postsynapse; axon; sarcolemma. Bases 743 to 3526 code for a protein of 927 amino acids. Gene Ontology annotation, biological process: sodium ion transmembrane transport; cell communication; calcium ion import across plasma membrane. Gene Ontology annotation, molecular function: calcium:sodium antiporter activity. The transcript is spliced from 10 exons. NCBI's taxonomy places the organism in Eukaryota, Metazoa, Chordata, Actinopteri, Siluriformes, Pangasiidae. The record is from RefSeq and is a predicted model, not a curated record.
CACACACACACACACACACACUCUCUCUCUCUCUCUCUUUCUCUCUCUCACACACACACACAGAUUCAGUUCCCAUUCUCCUCAGUUUCAGUGUCCGCAGCUCCUGCUUCUCUUCUCCUCUCAGCCUGAAGCUCUCCUUCACCAAGGCACAGGUAUUUGCAUAAGUUCUUCUCGGCUGGAAAGGAGGGACAGGAGCGUUCAUUCAGCUGAUGAAGGAGACAGGGUGAGGGCGUAAUUCGGUUUGAAAGGGCAUCGUAAAUUAUCCUCAGACUCUACGAUCGAUCCUGCAGCGGAGGAGAAAUCCUUUUGCCCUGCUGCUCACACUGUAGUGUUGAGGAAACUACGUGAAGAGACGGAUCACCUCCAGAACACAGUCAUUCCUAACUGACGGCAUGGACCCCAGCAGCGCGCUUUUCCUCUAGAGCAGCAGCUGGCUGUUAGACAGCAGGACCAGGAGCGACAGACAGGUGCAUCACACACCGAGGAUCUCUCCUGUGGAUUUCCGCUUUAUCUCUGACCCGAUUCAGUCGUGUGUCAGCAGGAUAAGAGGAAGCUAACCUAGUGAGUGAGAAACCCCAGCCAUGACUGCCUAGCACCAGACUUCUGUCCCUGAGCCACCAGAGAGACCCUGACAAAGCCAUUACCUGUUUAUAGAGGAGCUUUGGUUCUGUCAGACCAACAGUGGCUCGAAACCACAGAGAAGAUCUUAAAAACUGCUCUGGAGGACUGACGAUCCUGAACCAUGCAUCUCACCCCCCAAACCCUCUCUUUCCUUUUCCCUUUACUUUUUCUUAUCUCUUUCUCUGUCCCCUCAAAUGCUGGUUCCCAUGACCUAUCCUCCUCCAGUGCCAACUGUUCCCAAGGUGAUGUCUGCUCUGAGGGUGUGAUCUUACCAGUAUGGAACCCCCAGAAUCCCUCAGUGGGUGACAAGGUGGCUCGUGCCAUUGUCUACUUUGUGGCCUUGGUGUAUAUGUUCCUAGGGAUGUCGAUCAUUGCAGAUCGCUUUAUGUCUUCCAUUGAGGUAAUCACCUCCCAAGAAAAGGAGAUCACCAUCAAGAGGCCCAAUGGUGAGACCUGCACAGCUACAGUGCGCAUCUGGAAUGAGACCGUAUCCAAUUUAACCCUUAUGGCUCUUGGAUCGUCAGCUCCUGAGAUCCUGCUUUCAGUCAUUGAGGUGUGUGGGCACCAUUUUGAGGCCGGAGAUCUUGGCCCAAGCACCAUCGUGGGCAGCGCUGCCUUCAACAUGUUUGUCAUCAUUGGGCUCUGUGUCUACGUGGUGCCUGAUGGUGAGACCAGGAAGGUCAAGCACCUGAGAGUCUUCUUUGUGACGGCGGCAUGGAGUGUCUUUGCCUAUGUGUGGCUCUAUGUCAUCCUUUGUGUGUCAUCCCCUGGUGAGGUGGAGGUCUGGGAGGCUGUGCUCACCUUCCUCUUUUUCCCCGUGUGCGUGGUGCAGGCGUGGGUCGCUGACCGCCGCCUCUUCUUCUACAAGUACAGUCGCAAGCACUACCGUGCCGACAAGAGCCAUGGCAUUGUGGUGGAGACAGAAGGAGGGGAUGAAGGAGUGAAGGAGACAGCCUUCAACAAAAUGGACAUGUUGGAGCUGGACGGCAUGGCAGCCCACCUGGAUGGAAUGCUGGGGGGAGAGGAUGGACUUGGAGGACGUGAUCAUGAGGAAGAGGCCAGGAGAGACAUGGCCAGGACACUGAAGGAGCUCAAGCAGAGACACCCAGAUAAGGAUAUGGAGCAGCUUAUAGAGAUGGCCAACUAUCAGUAUGUUAUUUCAUGGUCUUACUCUCAGGUGCUGAUGCAGCAGCAGAAGAGCCGAGCAUUUUACCGUAUUCAGGCCACACGGAUGAUGACCGGAGCAGGGAACAUUCUGAAGAAGCAUGCAGCCGAUCAGGCCCGGAAGGUAGUGAGCAGUGGAGAGACGCGGGAGCAGGAGGACGACCCCUACACCACAUGCCUGGAGUUUGAGCCUCCACUCUAUCAGUGCUUUGAAAACUGUGGCCUGCUGAAACUCACAGUGGCAAGGCAUGGGGGAGAUGCAGCAUGCACUGUAAAGGUUGACUAUCGUACAGAAGAUGGCACUGCCAACGCCGGCUCUGACUAUGAAUUUGCUGAAGGGACUCUGGUCUUCAAGCCCGGAGAGACCCUUAAAGAACUGACUGUUGGCAUAAUCGACGACGACAUCUUUGAGGAGGACGAGUACUUCUACGUGCACCUGAGCAACCCACGCAUUGUAGACGGGACCGAUGGCCACCUGGCGGAUGGGGGCGCUCCGGCUCUGAAGGCGGCUCUGGGAGAGGCUCACACAGCCACGGUGACCAUCUACGAUGAUGACCAUGCUGGAAUCUUCACGUUUGAGAGUGAGUCAACACGGGUCAGCGAGAGCGUUGGGAUCAUGCAGGUGAAGGUCCAGAGGACGUCUGGUGCCCGGGGUCUUGUCGCUGUCCCCUACCGCACCAUCGAUGGUACAGCCCGUGGCGGAGAAGACUAUGAGGAAACUUCUGGAAAACUGGAGUUCAAAAAUGACGAGACCAUGAAGAUUAUUGAAGUGAAGAUCAUUGAUGAUGAGGAAUAUGAGAAAAACAAAACCUUCACUAUUGAAUUGGGCGAGCCUGUUCUCCUGGAGAUUGGACAGAAACAUGGGGACUCCAAUGAGAACAAGCCCGCAGUAGGAGCAGAGGAAGAAGAGGUAGCUAAGAUGGGAUGUCCCAGUCUAGGAGACCACACCAGGCUGGAAGUGGUGAUUGAGGAGUCCUAUGAGUUUAAGAGCACAGUGGAUAAGCUCAUUAAAAAGACCAAUCUGGCUCUGGUAGUUGGAAGCAGUAGCUGGAGGGAGCAGUUUGUCAGCGCAGUUACCGUGAGCGCAGGUGAUGAUGAUGAGGAAGAGAGUGGCGAAGAGCGCCUCCCUUCCUGCUUUGACUACAUCAUGCACUUCCUCACAGUCUUCUGGAAAGUUCUGUUCGCCUUCGUGCCACCCACUGAGUACUGGAACGGCUGGGCGUGUUUCAUCGUAUCAAUCUCUUUGAUUGGCAUCUUAACAGCAGUGACGGGUGAUCUGGCCUCCCACUUCGGCUGCACCAUUGGUCUGAAGGACUCCGUUACUGCCGUGGUGUUUGUAGCACUGGGCACCUCAGUACCAGACACCUUUGCCAGUAAGGUAGCUGCUAUUCAGGACCAGUAUGCUGAUGCUUCCAUUGGGAACGUGACUGGCAGCAAUGCGGUGAACGUGUUCCUGGGCAUCGGUGUGGCAUGGACCAUCGCAGCUGUGUACUGGCGCAGCAAGGGCAAAGCCUUCUACGUGGACCCAGGCUCUCUGGCAUUCUCUGUCACACUCUUCACUGCGCUAUGUGUGGUGUGUGUGAGCGUGCUGCUGUAUCGCCGACGCCCCUCUGUGGCCGGAGGAGAACUGGGUGGCCCACGGACUUGCAAACUGGUGACAUCGUUGCUUUUCUUUGGUCUUUGGCUUAUCUACAUUUUACUGGCCUCACUGGAAGCAUACUGCCACAUUCCUGGAUUCUGAGACAGAAAUAAAGCAUGUGAAGAGACUUUAAGUUCACUUCUCACACUAGAUAAGCGGCUUCAUUAACGUUUUAGUAUUUAAAUGAACUGUGAGUGUCAUGUUCCACAAUUUUUCCCCAUUAAUCCUCUCGGUUCUCUAAAGAAAUACCUUACUGUGGAUUCUUUUGUCCCUUUGCCUUACUCUAAGAACUCUGAAAUUGUCUGUUCUAGUAACCAAUAAGCCUUUUUCUUCCCAUUUUUCCUGUUUGAGCCAAUUCCAUGCUCCUGUUUCAGAUAUAAGGUCAUGUGUUUAUGUUUUUCUACUCUUUUUGAAUUGCGUCAAGUGUCAGUAUUGUUAUUGUAUAAUUGCAGUUAUGGUAUUUUAAAAAGACAUUUGGACCAAGACAGACUGUCAGCGACUAACUGGAUAAAAUGAUGGCCUUGCUCAUACAUGAAGCAUGCUUCAAAAUGGAAGAAGCUCGUAAGAAAAUAGCAGAGAACAUGGACAGACAAUAAGCAAAUUCUUUGAAGGAAGAUGGACACUGAAAAAAAUCCUCAGUCUGGACUCACAAAAGCAACAUAAAAGAAAAUGAGACAGGUUUGAAAAUGAUUUGGAUGGUGCUGAAGAUCGCAUACUAUUUAAACCUGCAUGAGCUGGAUUUGUGGACCCCGCUGAUACCCAGUCAUACACUAAAGAGGAUUUCCAGCGAAGAGUUCCCACUGACACGAUAAGCUAAUUUAGUCCAAGGACGCAUUCUUUUUUUCUGAAUGGUUAAUCGUACCUGAAGCUCAAGCAUGCCGUGAAGAAGAAAGAGCUGAGCUAUGCUGUGAUGAUCUAUAUGGACAGUAGGAGGUGGCAUUUCAACAUGGCCACCACCCUCAACACGCCAAGGGGAGAAGUGUUACUAUGGAAAUACUGAACAGAAAGAGGAAAUGACCUUUGCCAUGUGUGUUCAGUGCAUGUACACACGCUCUGUCCCUGCUUGUCUGUCUACAGGAACUCACUGACUUUAUGUGUUCCAAAAUACAACUAUUAUUAUUAUUAUUAUUAUUAUUAUUAUUAUUAUUAUUAUUUUAUAUUGAUUACUUCGUUGUUGAUGUCCAAGUCCAAUGGUACUGUACAUUAUCAGUCGUCACUGUUUUUCUGUGGUCACAGUCAGUAUUUGUUACAGCUGGCUUUACUCUGUGCUGUGAAGAUAAAGUAUCUGUGACUAUUUGUAUAGUGAUUGAAUAGGAGAGGGAGAAAGAAACAGGGAAAGUUAUGACUACUUCCUCCUCCUCCUCCUCCUCCUCCUCCUCCUUCUUCUUCUCCUCCUCCUAUCUCAGUCCUCUGUAUUUCUGUUCUCAGAAUAGUCAUCCACCACAGAGAGGAAACGGAGACAGAGAAGAAAAAAAGAAAUGAGUGUGACAGAUUUAGUACGUGUGCAGAUCUUUAGCUAUUCUAAGUAGCUACUGAUGCCUGAUCCAUUGUUUUGAGUGAUAGAAUGCGUGCGUGGGGUAUUUUUAGCUAUUCCUGUUGCUAGGCAACCAUCGCGGAGUCAUUGUCUCAUGUGUGUGCUUGUGUGUGUGUGUGUUAAGCGCCUUAUAAGGUAGCUACUUUUCUUUCUGGCUGUCUGGUUGCUCUUAAUAAAUUGGAGUGCCAACCCAAAGCAUCCCGAUGAGGAAAUAAGUGUUAUAAUUGCAUUCCAUACCCAGAUAGCCAGAGUGUAUGUGUGUGUGUGUGUGUGUGUGUGAGAGAGAGAGAGACAGAGAGAGAGAGAGAGAGAGGUUUAAUCCUGAGUUGCUUGUGAUUUAAUAUUUAGAGAACCGAGUGAUUAGUCAUGUUUUACACACACAAUUAUAAAGUGUACAUGUUUGUGUGUGUGUUUGUGUGUAAGUGUGUGUGUGUUGUUGGCUUCUCUCUUCCUGGCUUCUUCAAUUUCACUUAGUUUCUGAGUGUCACAGAAUUUGUAUCUUGACAGGCAUGAAGAAGAGGACACACACACACACAUACACACACACACAGGUAUCUGUAAGAGGCAUUAACCUCUCACAGUGCAGACAUCAUUUUGACAUACCUUUGACACCCAGACACGUGGUUCUCAGCACUCCUCUCUCACUGUCUCUGCCUUUGUGCAUGGAUACACACAAACACACACACACACACACACACAGAUUUCCAUUCAUUCAGAAGUGAUUAUGCUGCCAUAAGGUUUGCACAGUAAGUGGUACAGAUUGAAUAAUAGACAGUAAAAUAGGUUAGACCACUUGGACAAUCCUCAUUAACACGAGAGAAGUACAUUUGUAACUUCCUUUGUGUGUUUGUUUAUGUACUUUGAUUCUACCAAUAUUUGUUUUUAGCAGUAAUUAAUUAGAUUUAUUUAUGUAUGAGUGGGUGGGUCUGUGGGGUGUAUUAUGUAUUUAGAUUUAAUGACGUGGAGCAUGUCCAAAAAAAAAAAAAGCAAAAAUAGCAAAUGGCAAAUGCCCCCAGGGAGCUAUUAUGUCAUGCAAUGUGUGUGUGUGUGUGUGUGUGUAUUAUCCAUGAAUUGACCAUUCCUGUGUAUGCGUUCAUGUUCAUUUCAUCACCCAGUCCUGUAUCUUUUAACAUUACUUGCUCUCUCCCUCUGCUUUUAAGCCUUUGAGUAUUUAAUUCAUUUCUCUUUGCUUUUAUUCACAACAUGUUCCCUUCCAAGAGUCACCAAGUGCUUUCCAUCUGCGUAGAUCUCAUUAAGAUUUUAUCCGUUUGUUUUCUGCCUUCUUGUUUGCCUGUUUAAUUUGAGAUACUGAGCUCUUACUCUGAGAUGCAGGUUCGUGCGGGAGCUGGUGUGUAUGUGUCAGGAUGUGUGUAGGUCAUUUAGAGACCUUGUCUGCUUGCAGCAUUUGCAUGUUUCAUCAUCUUUAACCUUGCUCAUCCUCAAGUGUGCUUUUAGAAAAUGUCAUCUCAAGAUAUUUUUAAACAUAAGUGAGUUAUGAAAGUUGUUUACAAAGACAUCAUACUUUCUUUUAAAUCAGAAUUAAACUUGAAACCCAUCCUGA